Messenger RNA from Arabidopsis arenosa, 705 nucleotides. The record is from the annotation of a GenBank genome assembly. Lineage: Eukaryota; Viridiplantae; Streptophyta; Magnoliopsida; Brassicales; Brassicaceae.
UCCAUUACACAACUAACAGAGAUAGAUAGACAAACACCAAGAACAGAGCCAUUUCUUCUUAUAGAGUUUCCGCCAUGGAAGCCAAGAAGUCAAACAAAAUCAGAGAGAUAGUUAAGCUUCAACAGAUCCUCAAGAAAUGGCGAAAAGUUGCACACGCAUCAAAACAAGCCAACAACAACAAGAUCGACAGCGUAGAUGACAACAACAACAACAUCAACAUGAACAACAGUGGAAGUGGAAGUGGAAGUGGAAGCAAGAGCAUCAAGUUUCUGAAGAGGACACUAUCCUUCACAGACACAACAGCUGUUCCUAAAGGCUACUUAGCUGUCUCGGUGGGGAAGGAGGAGAAAAGAUACAAGAUACCAACAGAGUACCUUAGCCACCAAGCUUUCCAUGUGCUGUUGCGUGAAGCAGAAGAAGAGUUUGGGUUUGAGCAAGCUGGUAUCUUGAGGAUUCCUUGUGAAGUUGCCAUGUUCGAGAGCAUUUUGAAGAUAAUGGAGGACAACAAGAGCGAUGCGUACCUGAGCACUCAGGAGUGCAAAUUCAAUGCCACGAGUGAGGAAGUGAUGAGUUAUCGUCAUCCUUCGGAUUGCCCGAGGACACCAUCUCAUCAACCUCACAGCCCAAUGUGCAGAUAGUUUUUUGUUUUGAUUUGCUUGUUGCUUUGAACCAUUCUUCUUCCUCUUCCCCACGUUCCCACUUGUU